AAUAACCUUGUUGCCUUUCGGUUUGAAAUCCCUUUCGACAACUCCGAGAGAUUGGACAGAGAGGGCCAUUGUCUUCGAAGAAGAUGUUCCCUCAGCAAUGGUCGUCUCCAUGCAACAACCAAUGCACCAGCAAAUUCGCAGCUCUCACGCAGAUCCCAUGGAGAGUCUUUUGCAAGAAAGGUUGUGAUGCUGAUGGAGAGACAUGGGAAGAAUGCUUGGCAGAGUGCAACGAGAUAUGCUAUAAAGAUCCAGUUUUAAAGGACCAUCAGUGGAGUGCAUAUAUUGAUCGUUCGCCAGGAGCUGAUAAUUACUCAGUGGAAUGCUUCCAUGCUUGUGUAUCUGGAUGUGGUUACAAGUUUGGUAUACCAUCGGGGAAAGUUGAUCAAGUUCAUCCAAACAGGCCACCCAAGCCCUGCAUGGUGAAAAAACCACCACCACCUCCACCUCCUCCUACAGAACCCAUUGCUACUGAGGACAUGCCUUCAACGUCUGCAUAGAAAGAGAAUACAUUAAAUGAUACAUAUGUUUCCUGUUGACUUAAUCUUUUUAAAUAGGUUGCAGGAAUCUUCGACUUACUGAUUGCCAAUCAAGCUUGGCUCAGUUGACUUUUGUAGGUCCUUUGUGAACUUUUACCCAAAAGAAAAAUACACUCAUAACCUCCCUCCUGCCUCUGCUUCUGCUCUGUUCAUGGAGCCGUCAGUGACCUAACAUUUGGGUUUGGUUGUACUUUUGGUGCUGUCCUUGUAUUACUGAACUGUAACUUAAGCCUUCUCUGCAUCUUGUUGAUGAUGAUGCAUUUAGGCUCAUCUAUGUAUGAAUGAUAUGUUGAAAUAUUAAAUAGUGGUUCU
Molecule: messenger RNA, 848 nt
Organism: Telopea speciosissima
Lineage: Eukaryota; Viridiplantae; Streptophyta; Magnoliopsida; Proteales; Proteaceae
Exons: 5
Coding region: 84-497 (137 amino acids)
Source: RefSeq, a predicted model, not a curated record